AUGAUUCAUCAAAACCAUAUGAUAAAUGGAAAUUUAAGGAAUGGUCUUCGUAAAGACCAGGAUUGGGUAGUACUGGACCGAUAUCGAAUUAUUUUCAGUCCUGGUCCAGACAAUGGUCCUAGCUGA
Molecule: messenger RNA, 126 nt
Organism: Cetraspora pellucida
Lineage: Eukaryota; Fungi; Glomeromycota; Glomeromycetes; Diversisporales; Gigasporaceae
Source: the annotation of a GenBank genome assembly